This is a messenger RNA of Naumovozyma castellii, 957 nucleotides long. It is a transcript of the gene CDC10, whose product is annotated as septin CDC10. The record is from RefSeq and is a predicted model, not a curated record. Bases 1 to 957 code for a protein of 318 amino acids. Lineage: Eukaryota; Fungi; Ascomycota; Saccharomycetes; Saccharomycetales; Saccharomycetaceae. The transcript has a single exon.
AUGAGUACUGAAAUUUUAGAAGCUGUGAAACCUAAAUCGUAUGUCGGAUUCGACACGAUCACUAGUCAAAUCGAGCAUCGUUUACUUAAGCGUGGCUUCCAAUUCAAUAUUAUGGUAGUUGGACAUUCAGGGUUAGGUAAGAGUACUCUGAUAAAUACAUUAUUUGCCUCUCAUUUGAUCGACUCGGCUACCGGUAAUGAUAUAUCAAAAUUGCCAAUUUCCAAGACCACAGAAAUGAAGAUCUCGACUCAUCAAUUGAUUGAAGAUAGAGUUAAUUUGAACGUUAAUAUCAUUGAUACACCGGGUUUUGGUGACCAAAUAAACAAUGAAAGAGUUUGGGAACCAAUAGUCAAAUAUAUUAAAGAACAACAUUCUCAGUAUUUACGUAAAGAACUUACUGCACAACGUGAAAGACAUAUUCCUGAUACUAGAGUUCAUGCAAUCUUAUACUUUUUACAACCAAACAAUAAGGGAUUGACUAAACUAGAUAUUGCAGCCUUAGGUAAAUUGACCGAGAUUGCAAACGUUAUUCCCGUUAUUGCUAAAUCAGACGCCUUAACUAUCGAUGAAAGAUCUCAUUUUAGAGAAAUUAUUCAAAACGAAUUUAAAAAAUAUAACUUCAAAGUGUAUCCAUACGACUCUGACGAUUUGACCACUGAAGAAUUGGAAUUGAAUACAAGUAUAAGAUCAAUUAUUCCAUUCGCUGUCGUCGGUUCCGAAAAAGAAAUUGAAGUGGACGGUGAAACAUUUAGAGGUAGAAAGACACGUUGGGGUACCAUAAAUGUAGAUGAUAUGAACCAAUGUGAAUUAGUGUAUUUGAGAGAAUUCUUAAUUAGAACACAUUUGCAAGAUUUGAUUGAAACUACUUCAUUUGUACACUAUGAGGGAUUCAGAGCUAGACAAUUAAUUGCAUUGAAGGAAAAUGCAAGCAACCGUGCUUCUUCUAGUCACCGUUGA